Messenger RNA from Dioscorea cayenensis subsp. rotundata (Guinea yam), 303 nucleotides. RefSeq names its product cytokinin riboside 5'-monophosphate phosphoribohydrolase LOG3-like. Bases 1 to 303 code for a protein of 100 amino acids. The transcript is spliced from 4 exons. Gene Ontology annotation, cellular component: cytosol; nucleus. Gene Ontology annotation, molecular function: hydrolase activity, hydrolyzing N-glycosyl compounds. NCBI's taxonomy places the organism in Eukaryota, Viridiplantae, Streptophyta, Magnoliopsida, Dioscoreales, Dioscoreaceae. Gene Ontology annotation, biological process: cytokinin biosynthetic process. The record is from RefSeq and is a predicted model, not a curated record.
AUGAAAGCAGAGAUGAGCAACUAUUCUGAUGCCUUUAUUGCUUUGCCAGGAGGUUAUGGAACUCUUGAAGAGCUUUUUGAAGUGAUUAGUUGGGCACAAUUAGACAUACAUAACAAACCAAUUCGUUUGCUAAAUGUUGAUGGAUAUUAUAACUCGCUGCUUUCAUUCAUCGACAAAGUUCUACAGGAAGGGUUCAUCAACCCAGCUGAACGACAGAUCAUCAUCUCUUCUUCAAAUGCAAAGGAACUGAUUGAGAAUCUCGAAGAAUAUUCCCACAGCAUGAACAAGUUGCAACAAAACUAA